AUGGGCUUCCGAACGAUUAGUGACGACGUCAAACUACGUGCUUUGCAUCUGAUUGACAGGGGACUCGAACGCGAAGCGAUAUGUAGCAUUCUUGGCGUGUCUCUUGCUAGCUUGACACGAUGGAAACACAAUUUUGAGGAACAUGACUCCCUUGCUCGACCUCCCCGGUCCAUUCGUGGCCGACCCUCUCGGACGACGGGCGAGCAGCGGUCCGACAUCCUGAAUCUACUUAUAGAGGCUCCAGACCUCUAUCUUGACGAAGUCCAGCAGUGGCUUGCUAUUGCCCACGAAUUGGCUCUCUCGAAUACCGCGAUUCAUGACCUCAUCAACGACUCU
This is a messenger RNA of Punctularia strigosozonata HHB-11173 SS5, 336 nucleotides long. RefSeq lists its product as uncharacterized. Lineage: Eukaryota; Fungi; Basidiomycota; Agaricomycetes; Corticiales; Punctulariaceae. The annotation marks the transcript as partial. The transcript has a single exon. The record is from RefSeq and is a predicted model, not a curated record.